AUGGAAGAACUACAACAACAACAUCCAUCCAAAGCUUCCUCGCCAAAGGAAGCAUCAUCAACAACCACAACCGCAACCACAACAACAACAACCACAACUGCUGUGAAUUCUUCAGACUCGAAUUCUUCUACCCUAACAACAGAAGAACCCAAUGCUCCUCCUCAACAGAAGAAGAUUGAGGAACAACAACAACAACAACAACAACAACAACAAGAGCCUGCUAAGGAUGUUGCUGAAACGGAGACAAAUCAAGCACAACCUCAACAGCAAAAACAAGGUGAAGAGAAGGUAAAUGCUGCAAAUUCUCCUUCAAAACAAGUGAAGGAACAACAGGAACCGCCAUUGCAGCUAAUUAUCAAGCUAAACACAAAGAAGAUAGUACUAACCGAAAAAAGUUGCGGUGGAGGAGGGGUUUUGUGCAGAGUCUUCGUUAGCUAUCGAUGGGAAUUCACUAGUCAAUUGUUCUGGUUCGUGGCAUUUCCUAUCCAGCACUAA
Molecule: messenger RNA, 495 nt
Organism: Linum trigynum
Lineage: Eukaryota; Viridiplantae; Streptophyta; Magnoliopsida; Malpighiales; Linaceae
Source: the annotation of a GenBank genome assembly